GACAUCCAGAUGUCCAUGCUCGAGACCCUGUUCGGCUCAGGCUACCAGAUGGAGCAGCUUUUCGUGGACCCUGCCGACCUGGGGCACACGGCGGUUGCCCGUCACCGGACGUACAUCUACAUUUGGCCCAAGCACCUGACAGAGUACCUCCACGAUGUGCAUGAGUUGUAUGCAAAGAUUUCACAGAAGAUUGGCAAAGUCGUUCGCACCCGUGCUAGCGACUACAUGGUCACGGGCGUUUUCCCGCGGAUGCUGCAGGAGCUGGAGCUCUGCUACCGCCGCAGCAUCGGAUACCGCAAGGACUCCAACGGCAGCAUGCGCUACCUCUUGACACCUCGAGAGGAGGAGACACUGCGGUCUCUGGACACAAGCUACAUCGAGCGAUUUGGGCGGCAUCCUGCCAGUGAUGCGGAUCUGUUUUACUGCCUAGGAGACAAUGCCAGCUUUUCCAAGACAUGGUCGGCAGUGUCUGGCAAGCUGCCAACCUUUCGCCGGUCGGGGGGGGUCAUGCUCCAGCGCUCCACUGAAACAGUGAUGUCCGGAUGUGACAAGCUAGCUGCUCUCGGGUGGCCGGUCACGCCGGAGCAGGCUCUCAACAUGGGCUGCUCCCAGAUGCCGUGCAGAGACCCGAGACGGGCUGACCAAGUGGCCGGAAAUGCUAUGCAUCUUUCGAACGCAGCGCUCAUUUUGCUGCUGGGUUUAGCUUGCUUCGGCCCG
This is a messenger RNA of Symbiodinium necroappetens, 717 nucleotides long. Lineage: Eukaryota; Dinophyceae; Suessiales; Symbiodiniaceae. The record is from the annotation of a GenBank genome assembly.